AGAGAGCCGGUUGAUCAUAAACGAUCGUUUUUUUUUUGCUAGGGUAGUUAUAAAACCAUAAGGAGAAGCUGCUUAUAAGGCAACGCAACGGAAUAAAGCAAUUCAAUACCAUCUUUUAGACUGGAGCAACAAGUUUUGUAGACGACGACGACGACGACGACGAGAUAGAAUAAUGAAACACCCGAAAUUAAUCGGAAUAAUUGCCAUUGUCGGCUUUGCGAGCGCAAUGCCAAAUGGAUUUCAACCCAACAGUUAUCCACAAAAUCAAGUGAAUGCGUGGGGCCAAGCAUGCCGAAACUUUCAACAAUUCCAACUGCAAACUCAAGCAGCUCAAAGUCAGUACUUUUCGAACAACUUCCCUCAAAUUGGCCUGCCGCCGCUUCCAUUUGUGGACGUAUGCUCUCAGAUACCUGGAGGUGGAGGAGGAGGAGGAUUUGCACAAUCUGGAGCCGGUGCUUCAGCGGGAGCGUCAGGAUUUGCAACUGAUAAUCGCUUUGGUGGCAGUAAUGGCGUUCAAGGCGUUAGUGUGAGCACUGGUACUUUUCCUGGCUCUCAAUCUGGAUUUGCAACCAACAAUCGGUUCGGAGGUAGUAAUGGUGGUUCUUUCCAUGGUGUUAGUGUGAGUACAGGAAACUUACCCGGUGGCCAAUCUGGAUUUGCAACUAACAAUCGCUUUGGAGGCGGUGAUGGUGGAUCAUUUAAUGGUGUAAGCGUGAGCUCAGGAAAUUUACCCGGUGGUCAGUCUGGAACAACCGUAACACACUUUGGUCCUGGAGGUGGAACUGUUAGUCAUUACCCGAAUGGAGGUAAUUUCGCGACCGCGAACAGGUUCGGAGGUGGUAGCGUCGGAGGAACAAGUUUCAGUACGUUUGGAACAUCAUCCGGGACAGGAAACGGAGGAUUCGCAACGGCUAACAGAUUCGGUGGUAAUGGAGUUGGUGGUCCUGGUUUUAAUCCAUUCGGUGGAGGAGGAAGCUUUGCUACAGCCACUAGAUUUGGAGAUGAUGGAGCCAAUGUAUAUACGGCCCAAGGACCACAUGGUGCGGGUAUCAGCGUUACCAGUGUCAAUGAUGGUUCCGGUAAGGUACAUACCCAGGUCCAUAAGCAGCAGUACUGAGACUACUCACCCAAUUGAUUGAGUGUGAUAUCAGACAUGAUUGGUUGAAGCCGCCACGAAAAAAUUAUUAUAAUGUCUAAAUAUUAUUGGAAUAACAAGUGCUUUGACGUUAAUUGUCAAAUAAAAUAUUAUAUUUAUGACUCACUUUUAAAUAACUUUUCUAUCAUCAGAAUCAUCAAAAUGCCUCCACUGAGCGAGUGUGGUGAAGCCGAAUAUUGAAAAGCCAAGGCUAUUAAUUUUUUAUUGCCAGCAAAGGGUUUUACGAAAUAAUAUCAUUGUUGAUGACGAAUAAGAAAUUCAACGUAGUUAUUUUGAAACGAUAAAAAAAAUCUAUAUUGGGUAAAUAUGGGUGAUAUGCCGCACCUUUUUAAAAAUCAAUAUUUCUUCAAAAUCAUUCACUGAAUCAACACUUUACUUAUUGUUAUUAAAAGUUGAGGAAUCCUACUAAAUAUUGAAAAAUGAUGUGAAUAAAAAAUGCAAAUCCAUAUUAGAUGCAACA
Molecule: messenger RNA, 1616 nt
Organism: Malaya genurostris
Lineage: Eukaryota; Metazoa; Arthropoda; Insecta; Diptera; Culicidae
Product: keratin, type II cytoskeletal 1-like
Exons: 2
Coding region: 173-1117 (314 amino acids)
Source: RefSeq, a predicted model, not a curated record